CUGAGUGAGGCUGACACUCACUACACCCCCUUUCCCCCUGAGUGAGGCUCAGGUCGCUACUGUACAGGGAUGAGAGGAGACCUGCCAUCUAUAGUGGAUCUUGAACUUCUCCUGGCUGCGUGCUGACAGCAGUCAUGUGCUGACUGACCACCACUCACACUCACCCACUGAGUGGGUACCCAACCACAAUAAAGGCACAUAACAAAGCCCUCCAUCCUUCCACCUCCUCCCUCAGGGAGGUGAGAGACCCAGCCAUGGAGAGGAGGGAGGAGCAGAACCUGGAAUUCACCAUGGACAAUGUGGAAAAGGCUCUUCACCAAUUAUAUUACGAUCCCAACAUUGAAAACAAGAACCUGGCACAGAAAUGGUUAAUGCAGGCACAGGUCUCUCCACAGGCCUGGCAUUUCAGUUGGCAGUUACUGAAUGGUGGCAAAGUGCCUGAAAUCCAAUACUUUGGGGCCAGCGCCCUUCAUAUCAAGAUCUCCCGUUACUGGGGGGACAUCCCCGCGGAGCAGUAUGAAAGUCUGAAAACGCAGCUCUUUGCUCAGAUAUCUACCUUUGCCAGCGGUUCUAAGAUUGUACUUACUCGACUUUGUGUGGCAUUGGCUUCCUUGGCACUCAAUAUGAUGCCGGACACUUGGCCGCAUGCGGUUCCUGACAUGGUUCAGGUGUUUCAGGCAGAGGGCGGGCAGGCUGACUGUGGAGCGCGUUGCCUGGCGCUCCUGGAGUUGCUCACAGUGCUUCCCGAAGAAUUUCAGACAAGCCGACUUCCGCCAUAUCGGAAGAGUCAAGUACGCAGCUGCCUGGCACAAGAGUGCGCCUGCGUGUUCCCCCUGUUACGGCAACUGUUGCAGCAGAGUGACUCUCCAGGAUUUGUCAAGCAGAAAGUCCUAAAAUGUUUUUCUAGUUGGGCGCAACUGGGAAUUGCUCUGACAGAGUGUGAAGGUUUGACCUUGGCUGCAUUCUCCGCACUUCGAGAUCCUGAACUCUUUGAUUCUGCCGUGGAGUCCUUGGUCAACACCAUCUCCCAGCCGGACGCACAAAGGUAUGUGAACACCUUGCUUAAACUGAUCCCACAUGCUUUGGGCCUUCAAGAUCAGCUGCAUCAAGCCGUACAGAAUGGAGACAUUGAGACGUCGCAUGGCAUCUGCCGGAUUGUCGUAGCACUGGGAGAAAAUCAUUCUCGGGCUCUCCUGGAGCAGGUGGAUCACUGGCAGAGUUUCCUGGCCUUGGUCAAUAUGAUCAUGUUUUGCACAGGAAUACCAGGACAUUACCCCGUGAAUGAGACCACCAGCUCUCUCACCUUAACGUUCUGGUAUACUUUGCAGGAUGAUAUCCUGUCAUUUGAAACUGAAAAACAGGCAGUAUACCUGCAAGUAUACCGCCCUGUGUACUUCCAACUAGUGGAUGUGCUGCUGCAGAAAGCACAGUUUCCAACAGAUGAAGAGUAUGCUACUUGGUCGUCUGAUGAAAAGGAGCAGUUUCGCAUUUAUCGGGUGGAUAUUUCAGACACGUUGAUGUACGUCUACGAAAUGCUGGGAGCAGAGCUGCUCAGUAACUUGUAUGAUAAACUAGGACGCCUUCUCACUUCCUCUGAGCAACCGACAUCGUGGCAGCACACAGAAGCAUUAUUGUAUGGCUUCCAGUCCAUCGCUGAGACCAUUGAUGUUAAUUAUUCAGAUGUGGUUCCAGGGCUGAUUGGCCUCAUCCCGAGGAUCAACAUAAACAACGUGCAGCUUGCGGACACAGUCAUGUUUACAAUAGGUGCGCUGGCAGAGUGGCUCGCAGAUCAUCCAGUAAUGAUCAGUAAGGUUUUGCCGUUGGUACUACAUGCGUUGGGAAAUCCAGAACUGUCCAUUUCCAGUGUGUCUACCUUGAAAAAGAUCUGUCGAGAAUGCAAAUACGAUCUGCCGCAGUACGCAUCUAACAUCGUGGCAGUGUCUCAGGAAGUACUCUUGAAGCAGAUUCACAAGACCAGUCAGUGCAUGUGGCUGAUGCAAGCCCUGGGAUUCCUGCUGUCUGCGCUGCAAGUAGAGGAGAUUCUCAGCAAUUUACAUUCUCUGAUCACCCCGUACAUACAGCAGCUGGAGAAACUGGCAGAUGAAACGCCGAAUCCCUCCAACAAACUGGCCAUUAUUCACAUCCUAGGGCUCCUUUCUAACCUUUUCACAACUCUGGACAUCAGUCACCACGAUGAUGACCAUGAAGCAGCAGAGGUGAAGAAACUGCCUGUGGUGCAGGGACCAAACCCAGUGGUGCUGGUCCUGCAGCAGGUUUUCCAGCUCAUCAGGAAGGUUUUAGGCACCUGGCUGAAUGACGCUCAGGUGGUGGAGGCUGUGUGCGCCAUCUUUGAGAAGUCUGUGAAAACACUGCUGGAUGACUUUGCGCCCAUGGUUCCCCAGCUGUGUGAAAUGCUAGGCCAGAUGUACAGCACAAUCCCACAAGCCUCAGCCAUCGAUCUCACCCGGCAGAUGGUCCACAUCUUCGCCCAUGAGCCAGCUCACUUCCCUCCAAUUAAGGCGCUCUUCCUGCUCGUCACCUCACUGACGCUGUCCCUUUUUCAGCAAGGACCCAGGAACCAUCCUGAUAUUGUUGAUUCAUUUAUGCAACUCCUGGCACAGGCUUUGAAACGCAAGCCGUGCCUCUUCUUGUCCAGCGAGCUGGAUGUCAAGGCUGUCUUUCAGUGCGCUGUUAUCUCCUUAAAGUUUCCAGAGACUCCCACUGUCCGUUCUAGCUGCGCUUUUUUUACCGAGUUUCUGCCUCGUUGUGGAGAACUUCCGCCUGUGGGUCAGGUAGUUCAUGAAGAUGGAAAGAUUCUCCUUCAAGCCACAUUAGAGGGGAUUGGAGGACAAGCAUCACGAAAUGUCAUGGAUAAUUUUGCAGACAUUCUUUUCUGCCUCAACAAGAAUUGCUUUUCAUAUCUCGUGGCGUGGCUGAAAGAAGUGAUGCAGCAGGACGGUGUACCCUCGCCACGCCUCACGCAGGCACAGAAAGACAACUUCAGCCAGCAGAUUGUGAGGGAGCGUGUGAAUAAGCGACGGGUGAGAGAUAUGGUGAAGGAGUUUACCCUUCUGUGCCGCGGACUGCAUGGGACCGAGUACACUGCAGACUACUGAGCAACCAUGCAGCACAUCCCGCGGAGUGAAUGGCAAAUGCCUGAUCUGCCUGGCAAAUCCUCCCAUGAGUCCAGACUGCUUUGAGCUGCUCAGUACCUAAACCCUCACCUAAAGAUUGAUUUAUUUUUUUUUUCAUUUUGUUUUUGUUUUAGAAGUAACAGCUGCUGGCGCGCUCUCCAUUUUAACCCUUUGUGCUGCUAGAGUGCCCAUUAACGCUGGAGGGACAAGAUCAGAGCAAACUAUUGCCAUUCCUGAUCUGGGGUUUCAUGGACUGUCUGUAAUUCUCACUUCCUGGUGGAGACUGUUUGACAUGAUUUGGUGAAAGUUCCAGGGAAUUGUCAUGGGAUGAUACUGGUGUCAUGGAUUGCUGCAUGUAACACAUAUACAGAGACCCGGAGCCCUGGAGUGUGAUCUCAGCCAUUUCAAGAGUAUACUGUAUUUGCUGCUUCCUUUUUGAUAAGGUCGAGGAGCAUGUACAAUGAUUUUAAUCCGUCUUCUCUUCAUACGCUGAAAAAAAGGAUUCAGAAUGACAUCUGUGUCUGAGCUGUUAACCGGUUCAUGUGGAUUACAACUAGCAAAGAGGAGGGAUAUUUUAUCAAUUCUGUGUUUUGAACCCAGGGGGAUAUAAACUGAAAAAGAAAAUAAUCAGUGUGAACUGUGAACGCAUGCCAAUCUAACCACUAUUAAAGCAGCUGUUAUUCUUUAUUAUUUUAUUUACCAGCAUAAAGCCACUUAAAGAAUGAAAGAAUGAUGGCUUCCAUUUGGUUUUGCUUUGUAUUUAUUUUCCUUUUCCCCCAUAUUCCUGUAGCUGUUCAGGUGCCAAAAGAGAUGCUCAUUUAAUUGGGUAAUAAUCUGUUAAACAUAUGGCACGUAGGGAGUAACAUGGUUAAUUCGGUUAAAAAAGGAGAGUCCCUGAGGGACCCAAAGUAAAAAGGCACUGUUUCCCAAUUCCUUCUCGCUGUAGGUCUGAUUUGCUCCUUACCUGUAAAGUUUUCUACUGGUAGAUGUAAUAUUCCUGUAUGUGUUAAUGGCUCUCACUCAUGGGGGUAAAGCACAGCUAAAGACAGAAUUGUUCUUAUUAUUAAAUAUUCUUGGAUCGU
Molecule: messenger RNA, 4216 nt
Organism: Pelobates fuscus (common spadefoot toad)
Lineage: Eukaryota; Metazoa; Chordata; Amphibia; Anura; Pelobatidae
Gene: IPO13
Product: importin 13
Exons: 20
Coding region: 255-3116 (953 amino acids)
Biological process (GO): protein import into nucleus
Cellular component (GO): cytoplasm
Molecular function (GO): small GTPase binding
Source: RefSeq, a predicted model, not a curated record